Venturia canescens is the source of this 5368-nucleotide messenger RNA. RefSeq names its product eukaryotic translation initiation factor 2 alpha kinase Gcn2 (gene Gcn2). The record is from RefSeq and is a predicted model, not a curated record. Gene Ontology annotation, cellular component: cytoplasm; nucleus. Gene Ontology annotation, molecular function: ATP binding; eukaryotic translation initiation factor 2alpha kinase activity; protein binding. NCBI's taxonomy places the organism in Eukaryota, Metazoa, Arthropoda, Insecta, Hymenoptera, Ichneumonidae. Bases 433 to 5292 code for a protein of 1619 amino acids. The transcript has 13 exons. Gene Ontology annotation, biological process: regulation of translational initiation by eIF2 alpha phosphorylation; DNA damage checkpoint signaling.
UAACGGGAUGAAAUAAUAUUUUCAAAAUUCACCGGCUUUUGUUGAUUUUCACCCAAUUACAACACAACCUCUGCGGUAACAAUAUAAAAAAAACAUUCUUGGCUAACUUCAUGCCGUCCGAUAUAAUUGAAAGAUAAGAAAAAAAAACAGUUGGACGCUCAUUUAACAGUGGCAUUCGAAUCUGGCAAAAUCGAACGACAGAAGAAAAAUUGGCUCUUCACGAUGUAAAAUGAAACGGAGUAGCGUUUGACAUUAAAUGUCUUAUUUCUAUAUAAGUAACAAUUUUUUUAUAAUAUUUUCGUGAUACUCCGUUUAUUUGUCUCGGAGGUUAUAUUUAACCGGAAGUAAUAUUUUUUCUCUGCCUUAAUUACAUUUAUCAGACUUUCGGCAAACUAUUGCUCUAUUGCAUUUGAAAAAAAUACUCAAGUAAAAAUGUCACACACUGAAUCCUGUCGUGAUCGUCAAGAGAAUGAACUCGAAGUUCUGAAGUCCAUUUUCGGUGACGAAUUAAAAGAUCUGCGAAAAAACAAGCAGAAAAAAAAAUGGCAGCCGCUGGAAAUUUUGAUUACAUUGAUACCGCAACAAGGCAUGUCAGGACCUGUUGAAGUUUAUGCACAAAUUGAUCUCCAUAUAUUCUGCGACGACAAAUAUCCUGUGGAAGUUCCAACUAUCAAGUUCAAAAACAGUAGAGGAUUGUCCAACGAACAAAUAGCAGUUUUGGUCUCAGAAACAGAACGUCUUGCGGAUCAGUUGAAAGGGGAAGUCAUGAUAUUCGAAUUGGCUCAACAUGUUCAAAAAUUUCUUCACAAGCACAACAAACCUGGCUACAGUAGUUUUUACGAAGAAAUGGUUUCCAGACAUAGGGAACAGUUGCAAAGUGAGCUCGAAAAGAAACAAUUGAUCGAAGACAAAGAGAGACAGGUGCUGCAGGAUGAAAUACAAAAACGUCAAGAGGCAUUAAAGGCUGAGUUACGAGAUCGUCGAGAAAUGGUUCGUUUAUCAAUGGAAUCGCGAACGCUGUCGCAGUCGAUACCAUCGUCACCGCAUGAGCGUGUGCGAACAUAUUCUCGGAGACGUUGUAUGAGUACGUCUGAAAGUUCUGAAGGCUCCUUAUGUGAGCAUCGCGGUACUAAACUCAUUCACUUCGACAACAGCAGAGGUGAGAGACAAGUGCAUCGUGGAAAAUGUCUUGGUCACAGUACAAAGGGCUCAAUCGUUUAUGCCGGCGUUGAUAUGACAACUGGCGAAUUAUUGGCUAUUUCCGAAUGGUCCCUAAAGUGUGGGACCACCGGCACCAGCCUUGAGGGCGAAACUACCGAUUUGCAACACUCGAUGAAACAAAUUGGAAGCAUUGAACAAGAACUGAAUCAUCUUCACAAACUUCACCAUCCCAAUAUUGUUCAUUAUCUAAAUAUGAAGUAUCUUCAAAAUAAGGACAGCAUCAUUAUCUAUAUUUUACAGGAAUUCGUCGUCGGAACGACAUGCAGCUUUUUCUUAUCGGAUAAUAUUCCCGUAGCGGCUGAUAUGCUAAGGCACAUAGCGUCUGGUGUUCUCGACGCUUUAUUAUAUCUCCACGACAAUAACAUCGUGCAUCGUGAUCUGAGGGAUACGAGUGUUCACAUUGAUACAACGGGAGUCGUAAAAGUUUCCGAUUUUUCACUUAACAAACGUCUCUCAGACAUUUAUCGGUCGAGCUGUUUGGCUAAAGCCGAGCACGAUUUUCCUACGAUACAAGGGAGAGGCGGAAAAAAAACUGACAUAUACAGAUUCGGUAUACUUCUGGUGUCGUUGUUCCGAGGAGCUCUUAUUUCGGAAAAUGAUACCGGUUGGGAUUUGAAUAUGCAGCCCGACUUGAAAGACUUUCUUUCGAAAUGUUUGAACAGUAACGAAAGAUCUCGUUGGUCCGCGGAACAAUUAUUACAACACUGUUUUAUUCGAACUCCGUUGGACCAUGGAAUGUCGCCAGCUCGGGUGGAUCGUAACAAAGAGCAGGACAUUUCGGAACCGGAAGAGCCAGCCUCGGACAUACAUUUUCACUUGGUUCCAGCCUUAGGUGGACAAUCGCGAAUUCAAAAUGAAUUCGAGAUUCUUAAGUGGUUAGGAAAAGGAGCGUUUGGCGAUGUUUUCAAAGUUCGCAACAAAUUGGAUGGCGGUGUAUACGCGAUAAAGCGAAUUGAAUUAAAUCCGAAGAAUCGUCAACUCAACCGAAAGAUAACGCGCGAAGUUAAAUUGCUAUCACGAUUGAAUCACGAGAAUGUCGUUAGAUAUUACAAUUCGUGGAUCGAAAGCGCAACAUUGGAUGAUCCUGCGAGGCACAGCAGUUUAACACCUGCUGUUACACCGACCACCACAACAGACCAACACGAUAAUGAUGAUCGACUGAAUGCUGAUAUAGAGAACCUUGCGCCUCCGAUGCAUGAUGUCGAAUGGAGUAUUUCGUAUGAAUCCCGUGCCAGCGCUGCUCAGUCGGCCAAUAGCGAGGAAGACACCAGCGAUGAAAGCUCCACUAGCUCUGACAGUGACGAAGAUUGGGCUUUUCUAAUGCGAACAAGAAUAGACAGCUCGGAUAGUGUGGAAUUCGAAAGAGAUUGCAUAUCGCAGACGUCAGAUUCGGAUAAAGAAUUGCGAGGUACAGCAGAGAAAAAUGUGACCGCAAAGAAUGAAUGCCAGUUGGGCAAUGAGAUACAAUUUAUGUACAUACAAAUGGAAUUUUGUGAGAAAAGCACCUUGAGAACAGCUAUAGAUAAUGGAUUGUAUGAGGAUGAGGAACGUUUGUGGCGUUUGUUUCGAGAAAUGGUUGACGGAUUGGCUCACAUACAUCAACAGGGAAUGAUUCAUCGUGAUCUCAAACCUGUAAAUAUUUUUCUUGACAGCAACGAUCAUGUGAAAAUCGGUGAUUUUGGUCUGGCUACAACGAAUAUACUUUCGUCCCUAACUCACCAAAGUAUGGACAUCGAAAAGGAAAUUUUGUUGAGUGAUAAAGUAACGAGUUUCGAUAUGGAAGACGUCGGUUCGUUGACGGGACAAGUCGGCACUGCACUGUAUGUGGCACCAGAGCUCAGUACUAAAGCUGCCAAAGCUAUUUACAAUCAAAAAGUGGAUAUUUAUAGUUUGGGAAUAAUUCUUUUCGAAAUGUGCUACAAGCCUCUGAAUACUGGCAUGGAAAGAGUGAAAAUUUUGUUGAAUCUACGCUGCAAAGAAAUCAUUCUUCCUGAUGACAUGACAGAAACCGAGAUGCCUCAUCAAGUUCAUCUUUUACGAUGGUUGUUGAACCACGAUCCGAGUCAACGUCCCACGGCCCAAGAAUUACUCGCUUCAGAAUAUUUGCCACCGCCUCAACUAGAAGAAGCAGAACUUCAAGAAAUGGUCCGUCAUACAUUGUCUAACAGUCAGAGCAAAGCUUACAAGUAUCUUGUUGCUUGUUGCUUCGACCAACAAGUUACUCCUGCGGAAGACAUUACUUAUGAUAUGAAUUUGCCAUCGAGAGGAAUCGCGAAUUCUCUGUCAGCGAAGAGUCAAUUUAUCCAAGAAAACGUGAGGACAAAAGUCGUUGAAGUUUUUCGUCGCCACGGUGGCGUUAAUUUGGCAACGCCUCUCUUAAUGCCGAAGUCAGGACAGUUGUACAACCUAACGGACUCUUGCGUUAAAUUAAUGACUCGAGCGGGUAGUAUCGUUUCCGUUCCUCACGAUCUUAGGGCUCCGUUCGCCCGAUACACCGCUUGGAACAACAUCACAAAUCUUCGGCGUUAUGCCAUUGAGCGAGUUUAUCGAGAAAAGAAGGUUCACGGAUUUCAUCCUCGCGAACUUUACGAAUGUGCCUUCGACAUAAUAAGCUCGGCGCCCAACAAUCUCAUGAUGGAAGCGGAAUUAAUUUGUAUAGCUUGGGAAAUAUUCAGUGAAAUUCCGGAAUUGCGUGAUCGAAAUUUCACCGUACGCAUCAAUCACACGUCUCUGUUACAAGCGGUACUAAUGUACUGCGGGAUUGAGCGUGAAAAAUAUCAAGACAUAUUUUCUAUUCUUUGCGACGCGAGGGACGGCAAAUUUUCGAAAUUCCAAGUGCAGACCCAUCUAAUAAGUUUGUGUCUGACUGAUCAAGCUAUGGAAACACUUUUCAAUCUAUUUGAAACUGAGAGCUCGGUGGCGAAAAUAGCGAGUGUUUUGCGAACGAUAACGAGGCGAAAAGGCGAUGCGGCUGCGUUGGCGAAGGAAGGAUUGCGGGAAAUGGAAAUUGUCAUUGCAAACGCGGAAGCUUUGGGAGUCAAGUGGCCCAUUACCGUCGUGCCACUUUUGGUUUACAAUACGCAGCAGCACAGCGGCGUAACUUUUCAGAUAACUUGCGAGUCGAAGAGACGUCGAAAAAAAGGAGGUCAGGAAGUAAUAGCUGCUGGAGGACGCUACGACAACAUGUUAAAAUCGUUACGUCGAGUAUUGGAAAGAACAGGUUUGGCGAGUAACGAAGUGAAACAAUAUGGUGCCGGCAUAAGUAUUUCAUUGGACAAGCUCGUGGGCAUCGUUGCCGAGACGACGAAAGAAUUUUUGGAGGGAAAAUUUGGCAUCGACGUAGCCGUUUGUUGUGUCGAUGGUUUGCCAAAGCGUGAGAGAGAAAUGGCCGAUGUUCUACGUGAAUUGUGGACCCUCGGACUACGAAUAACGACAUUGGAUCUUUCAACCACCGAGGAAGUUCUCGAAUAUUGCCGUGAGAACUCCAUAACUCACGUGGUUAUGCUUAAAUGUGGAGAAAAGGGCAAUCUUCGUGUACAAACGUGGGAACGAGACAGAUACCAAGAACGAAAAAUUCAUUCGAUCGACGUAUUGGAUUAUCUGCAAAGACAAACAGAAAAUGUACUGCCCGCACUAAACAGAUCUGAGAGUAAAAUAAGCACCAACAACGAAGCCCCCGUUGUCACUUCGCAUAAUCCGGUAAACGUUAAUAUCAAUUUCGUACUUUCCGAGAGGGAUAAAAUCUCUGGGAGUGGACGAAGAAGCUUCAAAAAUACUAUUCUCGCUCAAAUGACAUCGUGCCUACAAAGAAUAUCUCACAAAGUCACUAUCGAGGUCUUCGCAGUUUUCCUUGAAAUUUCUGUCAUACGCACUAUGGUCAGCAUGCUCGAGAUCGAUGAAAAGGAGCAAGACUUUGAAAAAAGCAUUCAAUUAGUUAUCGACAAGCAUCCACGACACAAGAAAUACAUUAUACAAAUUUGUGAGGAAAUGAGCGACAUUCGUAACGAAAAACAACGGCCAGUGGUUGGUCUCUACAGUCUCGUUGACAACCGAUAUAUUAUUUUAAUGUAAAUUCAUCAUUUAUACAGAAAUAUGUACAAAAACUAAAAUCACUCUGAAGUAUACACACUUAUAUAUAUUUUCAAAA